UUUCUGGCCUCUGGACUUAGGCCACUUGUAUUCUGUAUGCUCUAAACCUAUACAGGCAGCCAUCUUUGUAUUCUCCCUGCCUCCUGCCAAUUUGUAGCUCUGUGUUUUUUCUCUUGCCAUGUCCAUGAUCCCUCCAAGUUCACCGUCUGUCAACCCCGAAGGACCCCCCACUCGCCCAACUACUCCAGAACCCGAUCCCAAUGCCCACCACCGUGAAGAUAAAUCCGUAUGCACUCCGAAACCCUCGCUGGGACUGACUCGAACCAGUGCCAUGAUAUUUGUAACGGACGGUGAAGGAAAGAUAUCACAAUAUCCCCUCGCUGAAGGAGUCAUGUAUCGAGACUUGCCACCCGUCCUCAAGGUCCUUCGUAACCUCGUAUUCGACCUAGACGAAAUUAUACCCCGCCUCUACCUUUCCGGUGUCGUUCCCGCCCUCUCCGCACCCACUCUAGAAAAGUACCGAAUAACGCACGUCAUUUCCGUUAUGAACGACCCUCCAAACGUCAUCCCUACCGUCUCCACCGCUCCGACUAAAGAUAGGGUCACGCCAUCUCCAUCAAAUUCUCCCAUAACCGAGUCAUCUCGUUCAACAUCAUCAUCUCUAACUUUCUUGAAAAUACCUGUUACCGAUACGCCAUCAUCGGAUCUUCGUUCCCACUUCCCCAAAGCCCUCAAUUUCAUCGCAUCAACCCUCGCCACUGAUCCAGAUGCGCGAAUAUUAUGCCAUUGUUAUGGAGGAAUAAGCCGAAGUGCAACGAUCGUGAUGGCGUAUUUGAUGUCGACACGGAGACUUGGCGUUGAUGAAGCCCUAGAGUUCGUUCGGAGUAAGAGACCACAGGUUAGACCUAAUUCUGGUUUUAUGGCGCAGUUGAAACGAUGGGAGAAGGAUGCUGAGGAAAGGAGAAUUAGAAAGAGGAAGACGUUCAGCCCUGUUGCUGGGGAAUGUCCCAGCCCUACUCGGUCCCGAAAGGCGUGUUGAGCGCGGGUUUUGCCGUUCUCA
Cantharellus anzutake is the source of this 1000-nucleotide messenger RNA. Its product is annotated as protein-tyrosine phosphatase-like protein. The record is from RefSeq and is a predicted model, not a curated record. Gene Ontology annotation, molecular function: MAP kinase tyrosine/serine/threonine phosphatase activity; protein tyrosine/threonine phosphatase activity. Lineage: Eukaryota; Fungi; Basidiomycota; Agaricomycetes; Cantharellales; Hydnaceae. Bases 119 to 979 code for a protein of 286 amino acids. The transcript has 3 exons. Gene Ontology annotation, cellular component: cytoplasm. Gene Ontology annotation, biological process: negative regulation of MAPK cascade; protein dephosphorylation.